This is a messenger RNA of Chelonia mydas (Green sea turtle), 5228 nucleotides long. RefSeq names its product dystrophin related protein 2 (gene DRP2). The record is from RefSeq and is a predicted model, not a curated record. Gene Ontology annotation, molecular function: zinc ion binding; protein binding. NCBI's taxonomy places the organism in Eukaryota, Metazoa, Chordata, Testudines, Cheloniidae. The transcript has 24 exons. Gene Ontology annotation, cellular component: plasma membrane. The coding region runs from base 434 to 3250 and encodes 938 amino acids. Gene Ontology annotation, biological process: synaptic signaling.
GUGUAUUUUGUCUCCUCCUCCUUCCGUGUGCGUCUCUCUUCCUUUGUAUCUCCCCGCUUCUAUUCCUUCUUUUGAUCUCUAGCCAAGGAACCUCCAAAAUUCCAGGCACUUCACAGAACUGCCCUUGGUGCGUUCCUGCAUUGCCCAGUCAAGGAUAUCUCUGCCUGAGGUUGGAGAGAUGCUGUUACUCCUGGUGAUCUGAUUGCAUAGCAACACAGAAGCCCAGGGUGGUGGAGGAGGAGAGACAGAGAGCAUGCACACAGCAGCACUGAGCCUCAGCAUGCAUCCCAGUCACAGGGACUUCUUUGCUGAUUCACAGAGGCAGCCCCAGCCCCUGCCACUGAAGCCCGGCUGCUGCCUUCAUUUCAGACCUGACGGAAUCGGAAGGUGCCUUUGCCCAGAGAAGUCUCCAUCCCCAUGAGCCUUCGUUCUGAUGCAGCCAAUGGUCAUGCAGGGAUGCUCCUACACCCUCCCACGAUGUCAUGAGUGGCAUAUAGCAGACCAGUCACAUCAUAGCAGCACCACCCACUCACAAUCUCAGGUUAAAGCAGCAGAAGAUGGUGAAGGAGCGCCCUGUGUAACCCAGCAAGCUUCCAGCAGUGCCUUCAGGCCCCAGGCACCUCUGGAGAUGAAUCUUUGUUGGAAUGAAAUCAAAAAGAAAUCCCACAGCCUUCGGGCUCGUCUGGAGGCCUUUUCAGACCACAGUGGGAAGCUGCAGCUCCCCCUCCAGGAGAUCAUAGACUGGCUGGGUCAGAAGGAUGAAGAGCUGUCUGCACAGCUGCCGCUCCGGGGAGAUGUACUCUUGGUACAGCAGGAAAAAGAGACGCACGCGGCUUUCAUGGAAGAGGUGAAGUCUCGGGGCCCAUAUAUUUAUUCCGUCCUGGAGUCGGCGCAGGCCUUCCUUUCCCAGCACCCGUUCGAGGAAUUAGAGGAACCCAAUUCUGAAAGUAAAGAUGUCUCUCCAAGGCAGAGGAUCCAGAACAUCAGCCGUUUUGUCUGGAAGCAGGCGAAUGUGGCCAGUGAGCUGUGGGAGAAGCUCACUGCCCGCUGUGUUGACCAGCACCGUCACAUUGAACGGACACUGGAGCAGUUGCUGGAGGUCAAGGGAGCCAUGGAGGAGCUUAGCACAACACUGGACCAGGCCGAGAGUGUGCGAGAAACCUGGGAGCCCAUUGGGGACCUCUUUAUCGAUGCCUUACCAGAGCACAUCCAGGCAACCAAGCUGUUUAAAGAGGAGCUCUCCCCCAUGAAGGACGGGGUGAAGCUAGUUAAUGACCUCGCACACCAGCUUGCUAUCUCAGAUGUGCAUCUGUCCAUGGAGAACUCCCGGGCUCUGGAGCAGAUCAACACCCGAUGGAAACAACUGCAGGCCUCGGUUAAUGAACGCCUGAAGCAGCUCCAGGAUGCCCAUCGGGACUUUGGACCAGGUUCCCAGCACUUCCUCUCCACCUCUGUCCAGGUUCCCUGGGAACGAGCAAUUUCACCCAAUAAAGUGCCGUACUACAUCAACCACCAGGCUCAGACGACAUGCUGGGACCACCCCAAGAUGACCGAGUUAUACCAAGCGCUAGCCGAUUUGAACAACAUCAAAUUCUCUGCAUAUCGGACAGCCAUGAAGCUGCGCCGUGUCCAGAAAGCUCUGCGGUUGGACCUGGUGACUCUGGACACAGCCUUGGAAAUCUUUAAUGAGCACGAGCUACAGCCCAGCGAUCGCGUGAUGGACGUGGUGGAGGUCAUCCACUGCCUGACUGCCCUCUAUGAGCGGCUGGAGGAGGAGAGGGGCAUUCUGGUCAACGUGCCGCUCUGCGUGGACAUGAGUCUCAACUGGCUGCUCAACGUUUUCGAUAGCGGUCGCAGCGGGAAGAUGCGAGUGCUGUCCUUCAAGACUGGCAUGGCGUGUCUGUGUGGCACAGAGGUGAAGGAGAAAUUCCAGUAUCUCUUUGGCCAGGUGGCGAAUCCCGGCGGUCUGUGCGACCAGCGGCACCUCAGUAUCCUGCUGCAUGAGGCCAUUCAGGUUCCGCGCCAGUUGGGAGAGGUGGCGGCGUUUGGGGGCAGCAAUGUGGAGCCCAGUGUCCGCAGCUGCUUCCGCUUCAGUAAUGGGAAGCCUGUGAUCGAGGUCGUCCAGUUCCUGGAAUGGGCCAACCUGGAGCCACAGUCCAUGGUGUGGCUGGCUGUCCUGCACAGAGUGACCAUUGCUGAGCAGGUGAAGCACCAAACCAAGUGCUCUGUCUGCAAACAGUGUCCCAUCAAAGGCUUCAGGUACCGCAGCCUGAAGCAGUUCAACGUGGAUAUCUGUCAGACCUGCUUCCUGACCGGACGAGCCAGCAAAGGGAACAAGCUCCACUAUCCCAUCAUGGAGUACUAUACCCCGACCACCUCUAGUGAGAACAUGAGGGACUUUGCUACGACUCUAAAAAACAAGUUCCGGUCCAAGCAGUACUUCAGCAAGCAUCCACAGAGAGGCUACCUGCCCGUCCAGUCUGUGCUGGAAGCUGACUUCAGUGAGACACCAGCCUCCUCCCCGAUGUUACCACAUGCCGAUACCCACUCCCGGAUCGAACACUUCGCCAGCAGGCUCGCGGAGAUGGAAAGCCAGAACUGUUCCUUGUUUAAUGACAGCUUGUCCCCAGACGAUAGCCUGGAUGAGGAUCAGUACCUGUUGCGUCACUCCAGCCCAAUCACAGACAGAGAGCUGGUGUGCAGCCCAAAGGUCGAGGACAGCCUAAACACAGAGGAUAAGGGGGAGCUGGAGAGAAUCCUGGCCCACUUAGAGGAUGAGAACAGGAUCCUCCAAAGAGAGCUGAGACGUCUGAAAUGGCAGCACGAUGAAGCAGUGGAGUCCCCCACUGUGGCAGAAGGGUCUCCGGAAUCAGCCCAAGAGCCACACAAUGAUGAGCUCCUGGCUGAAGCAAGGAUCCUUCGGCAACACAAGAGCCGCCUGGAGACCCGAAUGCAGAUCCUGGAGGACCAUAACAAGCAGCUGGAAUCCCAGCUGCAUCGCCUCAGAGAGUUGCUACUGCAGCCACCGACUGAUUUGGACGUCAAUGGCUCUGUGGCCUCUUCCUUGGCUUCCUCGCCCCAUCCGUCGGAGGGAAGUCAGCCCAGGGAGAAGGAGCACAACACUCCUGAAACCGAAGCUGCAGAUGAGGUGGAGACGAGGGCACGGGAUGUCAGUCUGUGUUUGGAGGACAUCAUGGAGAAACUGAGGAGUGCCUUCCCCAACUCCCAAGGUGUGACCUCCCGUAUCUAACACCUCCUGCGGGUAAGAGGCUUUGUCUAACCAGCUUCUUGGUUGCUUUCCUCCCACACCUCUCACCCUCUCACUCCUCCUGGGAUGGGCUUCCCUCAGACCCCCUUGGGGGCACUCCAGUGGAGUGGCCUCCAUGAAGUCCACCAACGUCACAAGAUCUCAGGGGAACGGCUACUGGCCACGUGGGAAUGUGACUGCAGGAUCUGUGGAGUGCUGGCUGGAGCCAUCCUGAAUGAGGACCAGCCAGUUCCGACCCAAGUGUUCUGGGGUCUGGUUUUAAGGAACUCUAUAAAGCAUUCAAAAGAAACCCAGGAACUGAAACCCUGAGAUGGUAUUGAACAUGAAACACAGGCAGAGACUUCCCCCUCCCUCGCUGGUCACAAACUGUCGCCCUCCUUGUAAGGAAAGGUAAGGUAAGGAAAUCGCCUACAGGGGAUGGCAGAGCCCAGCCCAGCCUUGACUCACUUCAGCUGUGUGGGCUGCUUCUGCUCCCAGACAGCCUCCUGCUGGGUGCCAGGCAGCCUAAUGCUCCCGCAGCAACUGGACAGUAAACAGCCUCCGAGUAUCUAUUUUAAUACCUUUUUUGUUAACUGCCAAAGGCUGCGAGUCUGACUAACUGAACUCUGUCAAUUGCCUGGUACCCCGGGAUCUCCAGGUCCAGGCUGGGGGUGCUUGCCUAGUGGGAACAGUGCAGGGAGGGCGAAGCGGGGAAGGGAGGAGUUAAUAAUACAGCUUCAGCCCAGCUAGUAGCCUUAUCUGGAGAGGAGCUUUAUAACAGAGAGCCUUAGCGUUUAAUUUACCAUAUAUAUAUAUAUAUAUAUAUAUAUAUAUAUAUAUAUAUAUAUAUAUAUAUAUAUAUAUAAAAAUGUACUUAAAUACUAUCAUGGACUCACUCACGCAUUAAAUUCUAAUACCUUGUUCAGUGAUAAUUUCCGCCUCACUCAUUGGGUCUAUUCUAGCAUCUGCUUUUGAGAGGACAGUACCUUCUGUGCUAUCAUUUACUCUUACAACUCCCCAUCAGAGGCAUGGUUUGUGCUGCCCCUGGCCUAGAAACUCCCCCUAGGUGAUCUCAGUGCAGUGGGAUUGACUAGUGGCACUAGGAUGCGAAUCCAGGGUUCAUUUCCCUUCCGAGCUGUCUGUCACUGUAACACCGGGGUCAGGGCUGGAACAACCUCCCCUCCCAUAGUUAUAAUAAGGGGCCCCAGCUCCUCCCAGGAUGGAAAAUUAAACUAAAUAAAACAGGUGGCCCCGAUCUAUCAGCUGAAUCCCGACACAUUGGCAAUGGGGGAUUAUCCCAGCAACAAAGACGUGUGUCUAGUGGGUUCUUCGUAUUCAUCUCUCCUGAGGCCGUUAGAGACUUUAGCUCUGGUCCCCUGGCUGCUCACCGACUUUGUUAUGCCCAUUUGGCAAUUCCAUCCCAUGCGGCAGGCUCUCCUCCAUUUCAUAGAAUCACAGAAUAUCAGGGUUGGAAGGGACCUCAGGAGGUCAUCUAGUCCAACUGCUUGCUCAAAGCAGGACCAAUCCCCAAUUAAAUCAUCCCAGCCAGGGCUUUGUCAAGCCUGACCUUAAAAACUUCUAAGGAAGGAGAUUCCACCACCUCCCUAGGUAACGCAUUCCAGUGUUUUACCAUUUCUACGUCUGGUAGGUAAAUGUGCUCCUUUUCUUCUAGGGUGUUGCAAGAGAAAUGGGCAGGCUCACAUCUCUUGGUGACACUUAGCCAUUGUGAUGUAUCAGGACAUGAUGUUGUGAGGCAGUGGCACCGGCCAGAGCCAUAUCAGGAAGGAGAUGGAGCUGUGCUCUGGUGAGCUCCAUCAUGCUUCUAAAAAUCUCUCCCUCUUCAUCUGGAGCUAGGGCCCCUAGACCAUUUGCUGCAACCCAGGAAGCUGUUUGGUUUGGGAGCCCAGAGGGUACAACUGGGGUCUCUCCUUAAAUGAGGGAACUAUUUGGCAUGGGGUGUGUGUGUGUGUGUGUGUGUACA